AUGAAUAUAGCAUUAUGGGCUGGUUUUAUAACAAGCCUGCUAUUAAUAUCAAAUAUUGAUGGAGGACGCAUAAAAUCAAGUGGUAAAAUCCAUUCGCGCCCCCCGACAAAUCACUAUUCUUCACAUCACAGCUCGUCAUAUCAUAACACAUAUCAUCCCGCACCACCCAGCCAAGUCGUUGUUGUCCCAUCCAAUGGCGGCUACCAAAAGUCCAGUUUCUCAAACAGCCUCGCCUCUGGUUUUGGUCAGGGAGUAGGAUUCGGAGUGGGCCAACAAGCCGUAAAGAGUGUCUUCAGUGGGAGUAGCAGUGGAUCAUUUCACACAGUUAAUCAUGUAUAUACGAAUCAAGCUGCUCCAGGUGUACUGGCACCAUCCAGCGGACAAUCUGUCACUGUUGUUCAGACAGAAGAAAAAAAAGGAUUUCCCGUGAUAUAUAUCAUCAUAAUUGUAAUCGGCUGCAUUGUUGCAUCGAUUGUUCUAUUGUUACUGAUAAAACUUCUCGGCAAAUAA
Molecule: messenger RNA, 510 nt
Organism: Cotesia congregata
Lineage: Eukaryota; Metazoa; Arthropoda; Insecta; Hymenoptera; Braconidae
Source: the annotation of a GenBank genome assembly